AUGAAACUUCUCAUCGUAUUCUGCUUCAUAUUGGCUCUAGCCCUGGCUCAAGGGGAAGAUAAGAAGAAAAAGUCCCGUCCGCCACUCACCUGUGCGAAUGUUCGCUGUGCCGAGGGCCCCUGUAUCGAGACGCCAACUGGGCCAAAAUGCACGACAAUGAGCACGACAGAGCGUCCAAAUGAAAAUGAAUGUGGUGAGAACGAGCACUGGGUUGGGCCGUGUGCUUCUCGCUGUGAGGGAACUUGCGAUAAACCCGUCCCCACUAUCUGCACAAAAGAAUGCUUCCAAGGCUGCAAAUCAUGCAUUUCAAAUGGAAUCAAUGAAGUGGAAGUGCUUUCUUCACAAAGUCCAUCCACGAACCACGUGAAACAGCUUUUACCUCAUCAAUCUCAUCCACACCGUGAGCUGUUCCCUCGAAUCGCUAGCUGGAAGCUAACCGCUGAAGACCAAAGACAUUUGUUUGGACCCGCGUGUUUAAGCGCCGUUUUUCGGACAUCGUUUUGGCAAGACCAUGCCGAGUGGCUUCACCUAGUCGAGGUGACCAACUGGAUUCAAUUGUGUGCCAUCCGAGAGGCGUUCGAUCUCGCCGAACAGGCACCCAAUCCGUUGGGACUCGUCGUCGAGCGGCCGAUUCACCCGAGUGGGUCCCCACAAUUCGCCUCGAACAAAAGUGCCAAGUAUUUUCAACUGACGAUCUUCUCGAUGAGUAGAGAUCUAUCGGGAUACCGAAAUCCUCACUGGGAGGUUCCGUUGGAGCACGAUCGUCGCUACAUGGCCGCCAGAUACCUACGUCGAAAAUUCCCGGAAAUCGGAGCCACUUUUCGGGCAAAGUUGCGAAAAAUCAAUACAAGAGUUGCCGUCAACUCUACCAUAAUUGAUCAUGCCGUCGACGAGGCGCACGACGUGUCCAACGAAUUAUUUUCAGCCCUUCAGAGGGCCCACAAGAUGUUACGUCCGACGACUGAGAGUCAAAACAGCGUCAGCAACUACGAUAAUCCGGAAUAUCUGGCACAGCUCGAGCGACUUCGCUUUGCUGUUCCCACAUGCAACCAUCGUUCCGGACAGUCAGAACAGUCAGAACAGUGGCAGUUUGCGAAACAUCACUUUGUCAAGACGGACGAGGUGCGUCCAUUUGACGGUGAAUCGGAGAAACUACGCAAAGAGGUUUACGACGAGAUCGCCCAAGCAAAUUUCACCUCCGACGAUUUGGUGCAACUCUACGGACCCGAGUCAUCUCGCAAUUGCGAGGUGACCACCUAUAAGCACUUAAGAGAGCAGGACUUUUUGUUGGAAGUCGCGCGAUCUGUUUGCCUUCAAGAGGUGCGUGAAGCUUUCGGCUUUCGACCACAACUCGCCAAUCCGUAUGCCCUGGUCGCCGAGGAACUGACUAAGCCGACCACUCAACUCCACCCGAAUGCACUCAAAUACUUUCAGUUGCAAGUGUUGCGACUUACGCCCAUAGCUUUGGAUCCACAGUACUCGUGGGACGACCAGCGAAUCCGUGCAGCUCAAUACCUUCUCACGCGAUUCCCCGUCAUAGGUCGCCUCUUUGCGUCGAGAUGGCAUGAGAUCGAUCGUUUGCCACUGUCGCUUUGUCCGUCUAACAUUGACAAGGCUUUCGACGCGACUCUCAAGCUCCUCGGCCAUCUCUACCAGGCGCUCAUCAAAGCCUAUGUGAAAUCGCAGGGUGACGGCUAUCCCGGAUCACAUUUCAAUCACGAACACGUCGCCAUUUGGUUCUUGCAGCUCAAAAAUGAUGGCGCU
Molecule: messenger RNA, 1764 nt
Organism: Mesorhabditis belari
Lineage: Eukaryota; Metazoa; Nematoda; Chromadorea; Rhabditida; Rhabditidae
Source: the annotation of a GenBank genome assembly